AUGCGAGUCCCAAAGCUUUGUGGAGCAUUCUUAGAUCAAGAUAUGUUGGAUGUCGAAAAGUGUCAGCUGCACUUACCUGACCAGAAAAUCCGACGUACAUACCACGCACAAGAUCGGCCAAUGGCUGCCGAGAAACUGCUGCCAGAUUUACGAGGGCUACUGGUGUUGACAGGAUCUCAAGAGCAAAGAAACGGCAAAAACACACGAAAUCACAGCAAAUGCAAUUUCCUCAAGAAACCUGGACGUGUCAGCAGAGGCAAGCUGUACUGA
Messenger RNA from Cylicostephanus goldi, 270 nucleotides. Lineage: Eukaryota; Metazoa; Nematoda; Chromadorea; Rhabditida; Strongylidae. The record is from the annotation of a GenBank genome assembly.